GUCGAAGUCGGCAAAGCAACAGAAAUGGCAUCAAACAAAGCAUCUGACAUUUGGAAGAAAAAAAUGAAAACAUUCCAUACUGUCUGUGAUAGAGAUAACGACGGUUUCCUAACACGAAAGGACUACGAAGACAUCGUCGUCAGGAUGACUGCGUAUAUGAAGGAAAGAAAAAUUGAGCCAUCACAAUCGAUGUUAGAAGCUAUCCGAAGAAAUUACGUCGACGAAAUGUGGUGUGAGUUUGUUGCGCUUGGACCGAAUAAAGGUGACACGCGCAAAGUGAGCGUUGAAGAAUUUACUAUCAACGUUUUUCGAUCACUUGCAAUUGGUCUACCGGAAUCAGAUAAAGAAAAAGUUGCAGCAAUAUCGCUCUGUAGUAGCACCGCUGCAUUCUAUUUUGACGUCAUCGACUUUGAUGAGAAUGGCACUAUCUCCUACGAUGGAUAUGAAGGUUUUCUUAACCUGAUUGGUGCUGAUCCACGACAAGCAAAAACCGCUUUCAAAUCAAUCGACACCGAUGGCAAUGGCACCAUCAGCCGUGAAGAAUUCGCCAGUGCGUUCCUUGACUUCUGGCUAAAUCCAAGCAAAGAGGGUGUGGGGGAGUUGCUGUUCGGGAAACUGGUCGACUAGGUGCAAACAAACGAUUAAUUGGUGUACGUGACUUCUGAACCCCUCUACGCGAUCAUGUCAUGAUUCGUUCGGACGAUUUACUUUGGCAACAAUAUAUUCGACUUCGAUACUUGGACAAAAUAUAAAUCAAUUUCACUUUGGAAGUAGUUAAAUAUGGCCUUUGUAUAUAAUUAGGGGGAGUGAGAGGGACCUAACAAAAUCGAACAUAGAUAUUGACAUUUAAUUUUACAUAUGCACUGGCUUAAAAAUGGGACACCUACAUAUACUCUUAAAAUAUUGAAUGAGAACCGAGUGCAAUGAAAAUCGAUCAGCAUGUAGUUACAUUUGUG
Owenia fusiformis is the source of this 956-nucleotide messenger RNA. The record is from the annotation of a GenBank genome assembly. NCBI's taxonomy places the organism in Eukaryota, Metazoa, Annelida, Polychaeta, Sabellida, Oweniidae.